This is a messenger RNA of Photinus pyralis (common eastern firefly), 1072 nucleotides long. RefSeq lists its product as uncharacterized. The transcript is spliced from 4 exons. The record is from RefSeq and is a predicted model, not a curated record. Bases 270 to 1034 code for a protein of 254 amino acids. Lineage: Eukaryota; Metazoa; Arthropoda; Insecta; Coleoptera; Lampyridae.
GAAAUGACGAUACCGUUACAGUUACCGUACGCCGGCGUAAUGAAAUGCGUCGUCCUAAACCGUCAGAUUCAGAUCAAUGAACUUCGCGUUUAUUUUAUUACAAAGUGUCGUAAAAUUGUCUCCAGUUUUCCUAAAAUUGACUUAACACGGUCGUAAUAAUAAAUUAAUCGCCGAUUUGUGAACUUGAUUGAUUAAAAUCGUAACGGAUCUGAACAAUUUGGCGUGGAUGCGCACGCGAACCUCGGCCAUAUUUGUGGAGGGAAUUUCAAAUGACAAUGGACGAAUUUCGAUUAGAAGACACCCCUAAUUCAAUAAUACACAAACAAUUAAUUAAUAUACCUUUGGGAAUAAACCUGAAUGACGAGUUUGAGACUUAUGAGGAAUUCGAUCAGUUACUAAAGGAAUCGGCCCAUCGGCAUUACUUACAGUUUUGGAAAAGAGACUGCCGAACAGUAGAAGGAGCAAAAAAGAAAACCGACAGAUACAUUAAUCCGAACAUUAAGUAUUAUCAACUGAAAUAUUCUUGCGUUCAAGGCGGACGAGUCUUUAGAAGAAAGAAUAAGUCUUUGGAAGAAUGCGAAGCCAACUUUUAUUUAACAGCAACUCCGGAUGGAGAGAAGCUUUUUGUUAAAUCGCUAAACAACUUCCACAAUCAUGAGGUGUCUGAGGAGUCGUACAUUAAAUAUUUUAAUGGCGAUAGAUACAAAAGAGUUAGGAAAAAAGAGAAAAUUGAACCAGGACUUGAAUAUCCAGCAACAUAUUCUGCACAAUCGGAAAGUGAAGAUACGAAUACCAAUUCCGACAAUACAAUGAUAACCAACCCUUUUCUUAUGGAUAACAAUCCGUCACUUGUAGAACAGCUGGAUCAUUACACAAAUACAAAUCAAUUUAGGGAGUCCGACGGAAUAGACGAAUUUUUAAAAUACAUCUCUUCGGAAAUCAGACAAAUACAAAGUCCUAAAGUUAUAAAGUGUCUCAAACGAAAAUUUAUAGCUUUAGUACAAGAAGCGCAAGAUGAAGACGAAUCGGUUUAAAAAUACUUUGUACAAAAUAAAACUUUUAUAAAAACAUA